Messenger RNA from Cladocopium goreaui, 915 nucleotides. The record is from the annotation of a GenBank genome assembly. Lineage: Eukaryota; Dinophyceae; Suessiales; Symbiodiniaceae.
AUGGCAGCCGCGAAUGAAGUGGCAAGGGUCAUGGCCGAAGCUGCGGCCAUGGUGCAAGAGACCUGGAAGGAUAUGGCAGGUGGUCUAGGUGCGCCCUCAGAUGAGGAGGGAGAAGAGUCGCCGAAGAAGUCCCCCAGCAACUUUCGAGCGAAGCUACGGAAGGGAAAGCGAAAGGGGAAGUGGAAUGGCCGAGUGACGGACCUGACCAUGAAUGAAUACCGGAGCAUGAAGUGGGGAUUGGACGCUGGAUAUAGAGCCGCUCUGCGUGAAGGGCCUAAGUGGAGCAUGAGGGGCUCCUUGAGCAAACCGCUCCGCAGCAACAGCGAUGGCAUGUUAGACACAGACGCCUCCAGGGCCUAUGAUGCGUGUUACGGCACGGCCCCAAAGUUCAGCAUUGGAAAGACACUGAUUGGCGUCAAAGAUCCGCUGGCAGAGAAUCCAGGACCACAGUACUUGGUGCCAAGCACCAUGGAUCCGAAAGGACAUCCUACCAUCUGGAAGAAUGCAGGCAACAGGUUUGGCUGCGAAACCUUGCAGGUGAACGAUGAGGAUGGACCUGCUCCGGGGCAGUACAACCAAGAGGCCUUCAAGCAGAGUGGUCAGAUCCGUCGAGCUCCAGUGUAUACCUGUCAGGGGCGUGAGGCCUGGCGUGAGCCCGUGGCCGCACCUACCCCGGUCCCUGGGGAGUACAAUGUUGAGAAGACCACGCGAGUAGGGAAGAUCACUCCCUACAGGUUCACGAUGUAUUCCCGAUUGGAUCCCUUGGAACCUGCACGAGGUGAAAGGGCGACCAUCAAGCCUGGUCCUGGGCAUUAUAAACUGCCCAACCUUGCUGAUAGGAAUGCUUACCCGGACAAGGAGAAACCACCCUACUGGAAGCUUGGACAAGAGCCUCGGGGUCUUCUUCCUACUUAG